This is a messenger RNA of Nycticebus coucang (slow loris), 1168 nucleotides long. RefSeq names its product THO complex subunit 6 (gene THOC6). Lineage: Eukaryota; Metazoa; Chordata; Mammalia; Primates; Lorisidae. The record is from RefSeq and is a predicted model, not a curated record. Gene Ontology annotation, molecular function: protein binding. Gene Ontology annotation, biological process: mRNA export from nucleus. The transcript is spliced from 14 exons. Gene Ontology annotation, cellular component: THO complex; transcription export complex. Bases 69 to 1094 code for a protein of 341 amino acids.
GUGGCUGGGUUCCCGCGCAGGCGCAGAAGUCGGGCGGCGCGCGGCUGGAAGGCGGACAAGUUCACAGGAUGGAGCGAGCGGUGCCACUCACCGUGCCGCUGGGCCAGACAGAGGUGUUUCAGGCCCUGCAGCGGCUGCAUAUGACCAUCUUCUCCCAGAGCAUUUCACCAUGUGGGAAGUUCCUGGCAGCUGGCAAUAAUUAUGGGCAGAUUGCCAUCUUCAGCUUGUCUGCUGCUUUGAGUUCAGAAGCCAAAGAGGAAAGUAAAAAGCCCGUGGUGACUUUCCAAGCCCAUGAUGGUCCCAUCUACAGCAUGGUCUCCACUGAACGACAUCUGCUCAGUGCUGGGGAUGGGGAGGUGAAGGCCUGGCUUUGGGUGGAGGUCCUCAAGAAGGGCUGUAAGGAACUAUGGCAUCACCAGCCCCCAUACCGGACCAGCCUGGAAGUGCCUGAGAUCAAUGCUUUGCUGCUGGUUCCCAAGGAGAAUUCCCUCAUCCUGGCUGGAGGAGAUUGUCAGUUGCACACUAUGGACCUUGAAACUGGGACUUUCACACGGGCCCUCCGGGGCCACACAGACUAUAUCCAUUGCCUAGCACUGAGGGAACGGAGCCCCGAGGUGCUGUCAGGUGGAGAGGAUGGGACUGUGCGACUCUGGGAUCUCCGCAUGGCCAAGGAGGUCCAGACAAUUGAGGUCUACAAGCAUGAGGAGUGCUCACGACCCCAAAAUGGGCGCUGGAUCGGCUGCUUAGCAACUGACUCAGACUGGAUGGUGUGUGGAGGCGGCCCAGCGCUCACUCUCUGGCACCUUCGAUCCUCCACACCCACUACUGUCUUCCCCAUGAGGGCACCACAGAAGCACGUCACAUUCUACCAGGACCUGAUUCUGUCAGCAGGCCAGGGUUGCUGUGUCAACCAGUGGCAGCUGAGUGGGGAGCUCAAGGCCCAGGUGCCUGGCUCCUCCCCAGGGCUGCUCAGCCUCUGCCUCAACCAGCAGCCGGCAGCGCCUGAGUGCAAGGUCUUGACAGCUGCAGGCAAUAGCUGCCGGGUGGAUGUCUUCACCAACCUGGGCUACCGAGCCUUCUCCCUGUCCUUCUGACCUCCGUUGACACCCCCACAUCCCAGGGUUUUAGAGUGUUCUUUUCAUUUUUUAUAAUAAAGUUUCAGGCUUUU